Phytomonas sp. Hart1 is the source of this 1517-nucleotide messenger RNA. Lineage: Eukaryota; Euglenozoa; Kinetoplastea; Trypanosomatida; Trypanosomatidae. The record is from the annotation of a GenBank genome assembly.
GAUCAAAUAAAUAGAUUCGAUCAAAUAAAAUGGAUUUGAAAAAAAGUGACAAAGCCUUUAUGUCGCAAGACGGCACGACAAUGACGGACUUGUAUAUACGAACAACACUCACCUUGGACUCUAGUAAGCAGCAUUUCGGCCCCCCCGAUGCCAUCGACUACCGCUCUCAUCCCGGCGCAUGGGCACGUGAUGACAUCACGAUUUUUGAGUCUAUGAAAACCACUGAGGCGAAUCCUGUGGAGGACCUCAGUAUCAUGAAGUCCUCCAUUUACAGUUACAAAAAUCGAAAGAUUAUCACGCAGUGGCUGCGCGAUGUGUGUGCCGCAUUUCAUCUGAAAAGCACUACAUUGUGUUUAUCCAUCCAGCUGACCGACAUCUACUUACUAGGAAACAUGCGCACCAUCGGGAUUGACAACUGUCAGCUUGCGGCCGUGGCGUGUUUGUGGGUGGCAGCGAAGUUUGAAGAGGUGGACACGGACUUGCCAGGCAUCUCUAAAAUUGUGGGAGUUUGCGAUGGAGCCUACGGUGCAGAUCAAGUUCUCGAUAUGGAGGAGAGCAUCCUCCACAUGUUCAAAUGGCGUAUCCCUCACACAACCAUCGUUAAUCAUCUCUAUCUGCAGAUACAUAUGAUUAGUACCGCGUCAUUGGUGGUAUUAAAAGAGGUACACGAAAAAUUUAAACAAAAAGCGAACUCAGUGUUGGUAAAGCUGCUUAGCAUUGAUCAAAAUCACCGGUGGAUAUGGGGCAGUAUUUCUCUUGAUAUGAAUGCCACAAUUAAAGAGGUAAUACCGCAGCUAUGUAUGGUGGACAAAAUACCCACAACAUCUUUGCUUGAAGUAUAUCAAUUAUUCGGCGAUGACUUUUUGCUCGCGCAGAACCUGAAGUGGAACACGAAAAUUAAGGGACUUCCAGGUGACGAAAACGGCGAGAUUCGCCUCUAUUUAUCCCUGACAACAUCCCAAAUGGCAUCAAUUUUCGUAGAAAACGAUGGCUACACUUUUCUGCGCUUGGUUAACUAUAAUUUUCUAGAUUUAUGUAAUUUUCUGAUGCAAAACAUCGUUCUGCAUGUCGAAUUCCUUCGAUUGCGAUGCCAUGUCAACGCUCUCGGAGUUCUAGGCCUCGCGCUGUGUCUUUUGGGUUCUAGUGAAUUAAAGGGAAAAAAGACAAUUAUUCAGCACAUUGUGAAGACGCUAAAAAUAUCCCCCACUCAAGCCUUGGCAGGUGCGGACCUCUUGUGCAUGAAGUACGUAGCUACAAUAGCCUCCCUACCACCGAAUCCUUCCCUCUUAACACCGCCUGAGGACAUACGAAAACGACUUUCCUUCUGCUUUGAUCGGCAGCUCCCAUAAAUGUAUUGCCGAAAAAAAAAUCCUUUGUAUUCUAUACUAAAACAAUGAGUGCGUCAUAUUGUUUCAAUAAACGCACCGUCCUAGCCUAUUUUAUAUUUCCCUUGUACACAUUUAACAUAAAUAUAUGUUUGUUGAUGUGGUUUGCAGGAGGGAGGAGGAGAAAAAAAA